AUGGAAGAUUGUGUGCUUUUCAUUGCUUCUUCCAAUAAAUUCUCUGGGAAUAUUCCGGUUUCCAUAGGCAAUCUUAAUUCUCUGAGAUACUUGAAUUUGUCCCGUAAUACUCUCACGGAACAGAUUCCUGUGUCUCUUGGGAAUAUAAGUAUUCUUGAGUCAUUGGAUUUGUCAUGGAACAGAUUUAGUGGAAAAAUUCCAAGUUAUCUUAUAAGAUUGACAUUUCUUUCGAAAUUAAACCUAUCAAUGAAUAAUCUUGUGGGGCCGAUACCAAAAUCUAAGCAAUUUCCUACGUUUGAAAAUGAGUCAUAUAUAGGAAACUUGGGAUUGUGUGGAGUUCCAUUGGCAAAACAGUGUGAAAAAACUGAUGGUAAACCAAUGUUUCCUCCAGAAGAAGAUGAUGAAGAGUCAGGAUUUAUAGAUGGAUUUGGUUGGCAAAGUGUGGUGAUGGGAUAUGGAUGCGGAUUUGUAGUUGGAAUUGGUUACAUGGUUAUAAGAAGCGGAAGGCCAAGAUGGUUAGUGGAAUUCUUUUUUGGUGUUGGAUAUAAUAAUAGUAAGAUGAAGAAAAGAAACAGAGCAAAAGCAACAACAAGGAGAAGGUGA
Salvia hispanica is the source of this 603-nucleotide messenger RNA. NCBI's taxonomy places the organism in Eukaryota, Viridiplantae, Streptophyta, Magnoliopsida, Lamiales, Lamiaceae. The record is from RefSeq and is a predicted model, not a curated record.